Messenger RNA from Cinclus cinclus, 1367 nucleotides. It is a transcript of the gene RHOC, whose product is annotated as ras homolog family member C. Gene Ontology annotation, cellular component: neuron projection. Gene Ontology annotation, biological process: small GTPase-mediated signal transduction. NCBI's taxonomy places the organism in Eukaryota, Metazoa, Chordata, Aves, Passeriformes, Cinclidae. Gene Ontology annotation, molecular function: GTPase activity; GTP binding. The transcript has 7 exons. The coding region runs from base 333 to 1328 and encodes 331 amino acids. The record is from RefSeq and is a predicted model, not a curated record.
GGCGGUGCCCGCAGCCGCGCGGCGGGGCCGGGACCGGGACCGGGACCGAGCGGGGAGCGGGCUCCGGAGCAGGACGGGGCGGCGGCGGACAGAGGUUAUCAGGAGCGUUUAACCAGGCUCACCUCCCAACUUGCCGUUUGCACUGGAGAGGCGUAUUGACAUGAAAAGUAAGGAAUUGUAUUAGCAAAUAUUGAUCGGCGCUGGGGCAGGCAGGCGUUGCACAAGUACAGGCAUCUGCUGAGAUUGUUAUUUGGAGCUUUCAGCAAGACACUUGCACUACCGUGAGGCUGGAAAGGCUGUCACUACUGCAGGAGGUAAAAUAAGAACAUGGCAUGAUGUCCUUUGGAAAAGGAGCGAUGGCAGCCAUCAGGAAGAAGCUGGUGAUUGUGGGAGAUGGUGCCUGUGGAAAGACAUGUCUGCUGAUCGUGUUCAGCAAAGACCAGUUCCCCGAGGUCUACGUGCCCACGGUGUUUGAGAACUACAUUGCUGACAUAGAGGUGGAUGGGAAGCAGGUUGAGUUGGCCCUCUGGGACACAGCAGGACAGGAGGACUAUGACAGGCUGCGGCCGCUCUCGUACCCGGACACAGACGUGAUCCUCAUGUGCUUUUCCAUUGACAGCCCGGACAGCCUCGAGAACAUCCCUGAGAAGUGGACGCCGGAGGUGAAGCACUUCUGCCCCAGUGUGCCCAUCAUCCUGGUGGGGAACAAGAAGGACCUGCGGAAUGACGAGCACACGCGGCGGGAGCUGGCCAAGAUGAAGCAGGAGCCCGUGAAGCCAGAGGAGGGGAGGGACAUGGCCAACAGGAUCAAUGCCUUCGGCUACCUUGAGUGCUCGGCCAAGACGAAGGAGGGGGUGCGGGAGGUGUUCGAGAUGGCCACCCGGGCUGGCCUGCAGGGUGUCCCUGCGACGUUCCGGGGCCGCGAGGGGCCAGUGCCUUCAGAACCUGCUGCUCUCCGUGGGCUGGGUGUUCGUGUCGCUCCCGUGCUGCCCUGGUUUGUACUGAGCUCCCCGGUUCUGCCUUUCCCGUGGGCGUUGCUGUGGUGUUUGCUCUCCUUCCCCAGCUCUGGGCAGGUGCCACAGAAGCAGGAGGUGCCGGUCACAGCUCAUGCGUGGGCUCUGCCAGGCCCUUGGUGUGCUUUGCCCGCUCUCCUUGGCCGUGCAGGCAGCACACGCCAGCGUUACAGACUUGCCCAGGCAGCCUUAGCCCUGUCUGAGAGCAGAGCUGGGCUCGGCUGCUGCCAGGAGCUCUCCUCCUGGGACGUGUGCCCAGCUCUGCCGGUGUCGCCGCCUUCGAGUCUGCCUCGGUCAUGGACUUGGCAGCACUAAACCCAACUGCAUAACUGGGAGAAUAAAUGCAAACCGGUA